Molecule: messenger RNA, 21321 nt
Organism: Schistocerca serialis cubense
Lineage: Eukaryota; Metazoa; Arthropoda; Insecta; Orthoptera; Acrididae
Exons: 20
Coding region: 23-15910 (5295 amino acids)
Cellular component (GO): nucleus
Molecular function (GO): ATP binding; ATP-dependent chromatin remodeler activity; ATP hydrolysis activity
Source: RefSeq, a predicted model, not a curated record
AGAGCAGACUCAUCCGGGACAUAUGGGUUGUCAGGAUCAGGCAAACCAAAAUCAAGCCCCAUAUGGGCAGAACCAGAUGAGCAAACAAAUCAACCAGCUGACUGUAAAUUCGUCCCAGAUGAGCCACAUGCAGCUGAAUCACAGUCAGUUAACUAGUAUACCAAGUGGUAAUCCAAAUAUGAAUCAUGGACAUUUGAACAGUGCGCUACCAUCCCACAUGCAAAUGAUUCAGCAACAAAGUCAUCAAAAUCAGUCAAGUCGUGUACACCACUCGCAAGGAAUUACUGACAAAACAAUGGAAGGAGAUGAUAGUGAAAGUGAACAAGAAAGUAGUGAUGUGGAAGAACUGUCAGAAAUGGGAAAUAAGGGUACUGUAGGGAAAGUUAGGCCUCUUACGACAGUUGAAGGUGCAAGUGAUGUGGAAGAGGUGGCAGGCGCAAGGGAUAGUUCUUCACAUCAAGAAAGGAAGGUACCAGAUACUACAGUAACUAGUGUCAAAGACAGUAGUGUAAAGCGUAAGGCACCAGAUUCAUCAUCCACUGGUCACAGCAAAAAGAAAUAUAAAGGCUCAGGUGUGGAUAGCAGUAACAAAGACAUCAGUAAAUCGAGAAGCAGAUCAUCAUCUUCUUCAUCAUCUUCAUCUGCCUCCUCAUCAGAAAGUGAAGAUACGCAGAGUGAGCAGAAUAAAACAGCAGUUGAAAGAAAAUUUUCAAAUAUGAGACGAAAUAUCCGUGAAGUGAUGAGUGAAAGUCAACUUGAUGAAGAGACUUUAGCAGCUCAACGCCAGGAAAUGGAGAGGUUACGGAGAGUACAAGAACAGCAGCGUAUUAUUAGAGAGGUUCAGCGCCAAAUUGUGCUUAAUCGCCAAAACAAUAAGACUCAGACAAGAGUUAUUUCACUACUUCAAGGCAACACAUCACUGUUGAGACAAACAUCGUCCAGUUCAAGUACAAGUACGACAACCAGCAGCAGCAGUGGCAGUACACAAUUGCGGCUUCCUAGUACAGUCCUGGUCAAGCUUGCUUCCCAACAGUCUGGAUCGGGCUCCAUUCUCUCCACCUCCAGUUCUGGAUCUGCCAGUAGCUCACAAACUGCUACUGCAACGAAGAAGGUUUAUGAAUUGCUGCGAGUGCACAAAGAAGCAACGGCAGCAGGAUCUCGUGCAAUGUCUCGCAGCAGCUCACGUGCACCCGUACAUAUGAUGACACCCUCAGUGUCUAUUGCACCUGUCGUGUCGGGCCGGCAGCAGUCAGGAACUGACACAGAGGCUGAUGACGAUUCAGAUCGUGAGGAGACAGCUAUACGCAAGGUCUCUGGCAAACCGAAAGGUAAAGAUGUUGUUACAAUCAGCAGCAGCAGUGAUGAUGAUGAUUGCAUAUUACUAUCGGAACCUUCCAGUGGAGAUGAAGCAGAUCCUGUGGAUGAUCCUACUAACUCAGGAAUGCAUACAAAUGACCUUUACAAUGUUCCUGAUGAACAAGGCCGUGUUCUUGUGAAUGUGGGGCAUCCUUCUACUGAGCCAGAUAUUUUCCUGGCACCGCAGAUUGCCAGAGUCAUCAAACCACAUCAGAUUGGUGGUGUGAGAUUCUUGUAUGACAAUGUUGUUGAAUCUCUUGAUCGCUUUAAUACAUCAACUGGAUUUGGUUGUAUAUUGGCACAUUCAAUGGGUCUUGGAAAGACAUUACAGGUGGUUUCAUUCUGUGACGUAUUCCUACGACACACUGAUGCGCGAACAGUACUGUGCAUCAUGCCAAUUAAUACUCUGCAAAACUGGUUGGCCGAGUUCAACAUGUGGCUGCCAGAAAAGGAUCCAGAAAAUUCCCCGUUGGCUGUUCAUGGAGAAGUUAGAACCAGAAACUUCCCGUUACAUGUUCUGAAUGACUCUCAUAAAUCAAUGGUAGCUCGCAGCAAGGUUAUACAAGAAUGGUCAAAGAAUGGUGGUGUUUUACUCAUUGGCUAUGAAUUAUAUCGACAGUUAAGUCUGAAACGUGCACAUAAGACAAAAAAGCGCCGAAAAAAGUCUGCAGAUAUUGUUGAUGUUGAUGAAGAUGACAAGACUAAAGUGUUACUGGAUGAAAUGCAGGCCGCAUUGGUGAAGCCUGGACCAGACCUAGUCAUCUGUGAUGAAGGACAUCGUAUCAAAAACAGCCAUGCGUCCAUAUCUCAAGCCCUGAAACAAAUUCGUAGCAAACGGCGAGUAGUGUUAACUGGGUAUCCACUCCAGAACAAUUUACUGGAAUACUGGUGCAUGGUUGACUUUGUGCGCCCAAAUUAUCUAGGGUCCAGAACUGAGUUUUGCAAUAUGUUUGAAAGACCCAUUCAAAAUGGCCAGUGUAUCGAUUCAACACCACAAGAUAUCCGAUUGAUGCGAUACCGAGCUCACGUCUUACAUUCCUUACUGGAGGGGUUUGUACAGAGGCGCAGUCAUUCUGUAUUACAAGUGUCUCUGCCGCAAAAAGAAGAGUAUGUACUGCUUCUCAGAAUGACUCCAUUUCAGCGUAAGCUGUAUGACACUUUUAUGAAUGAGGUUGUGAGAAAGAAAGCUGUACCUAACCCAUUGAAGGCUUUUGCUGUGUGUUGUAAGAUAUGGAACCAUCCAGAUGUUUUGUACUAUUUUCUGAAAAAACGUGCUGGUGGUGAAGAUGUGGAUUUAGACUUAGAUGAAGCAACUGCUGCAGCGGCUAAUGUAGCACCUGGAACUCCCAGUAGCAACUCUGGAACUGCAACACAGCCAAGUUCUCCACGAGGACCACCAGCAAAGAGGGGACGGGUACGUGGAAAUACCAAUCCUAACAGCCGUGCAAAUAAACGUGAUAAGAAGACCAGUGCAGCACAGCAAAAUGUUGGUGGAUCACCAAAUAAACCAGCCGCAUCUGUCACACCAAGUAGUACAGAAAUCAGUAGUACAGACCCAUCAAACUUGGGCUUGUCAUCUGGAAUUUCAGUCAGUGGUGCAGCACCAUCUGACCACAAAUCUCAGAUGCAAGAUCAACAACAACACCAACAACACCACCACCAUCAACAGCAGCAGCAGCAACAGCAACAGCAACAACACCAACAACAGUUGCAGCAGCAGCAACAACAGCAACAGCAGCAGCAACAGCAACAACAUCAUCAACAACACCAACAGCAGCAGCAGCUUCAUAAUCAGAACUUUGCCAUGAUGGGGCAUGCGAACCAGAACCAGUCCUUUGUAAAUGACCAUAGUGGCUCCUAUCACGAUAUGCAGUACCAUAAUUCUAGUCAUAAUGUUACGCAUUCUUAUGGUUCACAGGGAAACUAUGGUGUUACAGAAUUUGGGCCCAAUGCAACUAAUGCAUCAUUUGGAAACUUUGUCAAGACUGCCUACAAUAACUGCCCUGAUCAAGGAAAUACUGCUGUGUCUUAUGCAAAUAACCCAGGUGUAUCAUAUUACCAGACAAAUAGUUCUAGUCAGACUUCAACAUUCAGCUCACCAUACUACUCGCAUGCACCAGGCCAACAGAACACUAGUGGUAAUUCAUACCACUGUAGUUCUAACACAGCAGGGUCAACGUAUUGGCAAAAUACUCAGCCAAAUUACUUCCAACAGAAUAAUCAGAGUCAGUAUUAUGGUACAGGGAACACAGAUAAUAAUAUUUAUGGAACAUCUAAUAACUCUCAAUACUUUUUAGGCUCCAGUUAUACUGAUACAGUGAAUGGGGACCGUUAUAUGACCCAAGGAAACUCAGAUCGUGACAGAAAUAUGUAUUUUAUGGGAGAAAGUGACCAGAUGGUAAUGCAGGUUCCAACUCAAACAUCACAAAACCAAAUGAGAGAUUUGCGGAAUGGCAUGGGUAGUUCAUUAGACAUGAAUGUUCAGAAUCAAGUAAUGAACUCAGUGACUCCUGUUAAUAAUAAUUCUAACCAGAUUGCAAAUAUUGGUGGCCCACAGCCCCUUAUGAGGAAUCAGAGCAGUCAGCUUUCUAGUCAGACACAAGGUGACGGAUCACAAAAUUUUAUGCAGAAUCAGCAAAAUCAAAUGACUACCCAGCCCCAAUUAAAUGUUUCCCAUAAUGGACAGAAUCAAAUGAAUUCACUUGGUUUAACAGGGAGUAUAAAUAGUACAAUUGGAACAAUGCAGAUGCAAAUGAGAAACCAAUUGAAUCAGAUGACAAAUCAAAGCCAGAUCACCAAUAUGCAAAUGCAGAUGCAGAUGCAAAUUCAGAUGGUUAAUUUACAAAAUCAAGGUACGAACCAAAACCAAAUGAAUAACUUUCAAAAUCAAGCAGGAUGUCAACAAAAUCAGACAAGUCAACAGAAUCAAAUGGGAAUGCACCAGAUGCUAAAUCAACAGCAGCAGGUAAUACCACAAACAGAGAAUCAUCAAAAUAUGUCAAAUAUUCAUCCAAAUAUGGUUGGUGGUCAACAGCAUCAGAUUAUUCCACAACAGCAAAUUGUAUCACAACAGAUUGGAGGUCAGCAGAACCAAAGUGGACAACAAACACAAGUUGGACAGAUUAGUCAGUCUGGGCAGCAAACACAUGUGAGUCACCAACAGACCCAGCCGAUGAACCAGCAAACCCAAGAAAAUAUGCAGUCACAAUUAUCACCAUCUGUGUCUCAGUUGGAAACACACCACCUCCAGUCCGGUUCUCAACAGAACCUCACUAAUCAUGAAUCGAAUCGCCAGGUGCCCUUAGCUACACAUCAGGUAGGAAAUCCUCAGUCUCAAACUGCAACCCAUAUGAGUUCACAAGUUUCAGAGAUAUCAAAUCAUUUGGGAUCUCAGCAGCCCCAGAUGUCAAAUCAGACGGGAUCUCAGCAGCCUCAGAUGCCAAGUCAAAUUGGAUCACAGCAUUCACAGAUGCAGCCAAAUGUUGGACUACAGCAGAAUCAAGGAAUGUCUCAAAUUGGGAGUCUACAGCCUCAGGUGUCACCUCAGCUAGGAUCACAGCAAGUGCAACCAUCACCACAGAUCAUAGUCCAACAGUCCCAGAUGAUAUCUCAGUUGGAGAGUCAUCAAUCACAGAUUUCAUCUCAGAGGCAACCCCAUCAUUCCCAGUCACAUUCACAAGUUGGAUCACAGCAUUCCCAGGUGCUUCAGAAAAUGGGACCACAACAUUUGCAAGUGCCAAUGCAAAUGGGACAUCAGCAUUGUCAGAUAUCAUCCUCACAGAUGGGGCAUCAGAUUUUGCAGAUGGGAACUCAGCACUCCCAGAUGCCACAUGAAGCAAGUUCCCAUAAUGUACAGAUGUCAUCUCAGAUUGGAUCUCAGCAGACUCAUAUGCAGUCUCAAAUGGCAUCUCAGCAAUCACAGGUGCCUCCCCAUUUAGGUACUUCAAAAACCCUCAUAUUAACACAGUCGGUGUCUCAGCAGUCAUCACAUUCUGAAAUGGGUUCAAGGCAAACCCAAAUGACAUCUGAGAUCGAAGAACUGAAUUCUCGAAUAGUUUCAGAAAUAGGAUCUACUCAGACUCAGAAUAAUCCAGAGAUGGGGCAACAGCAGUCACAAACAAUUUCUGAAACUGAAUCUCACCAAACUCAAGGCCCAUCUCAGUUUGGACAACGUGAGCUACAGAUGCCGACACAGAUGGGUUCGAAGCAGUCCCAUAUGCCAUCCCUAGACCCCCAGCAGCACCAGGUACAGUCUCAGGCUGGAUCACAGCAGUCUAAUUUGUCUCCACAGUCGGAUCUGAAGCAGUCUCAUGUGGCUUCAGGAGUGGGAUCUCAACAGUCACAAAUGGUAUCUGAGCAUUCUCAGGUUUCUUCUCAGAUGGGAUCUCAUUACUCACAAGUAUCUCGUAUGACAUCUCAGCAAACACAGCUAUCUUUACAUGCAGGGUCUCAGCAACAGCAUGCCCCCACUCAGGCAGAAAAUGAGCAGUCACAGAUGCAUACACAUACUGUUCACAAUUCUCUGGUUCACUCUCAAAUUGGAAAUCAACAGACGCUGGCACCUCAACAAUCUCAGAAAUCAUCUCAUAUUGGAAAUCAGCAAAUGGAACGACAGAAUCAGGUUUCAUGUCAUAUGGGAGCUCAGUUUACCCAGAUACUUCCUCAUCCAAGUGAUCAGCAGUCCCAGCUGCUACCUCGGCCAGAUUCACAGUCACAAAUGUUACCUCAAAUGGUAUCUCAACAUACACAAGUGCAAUCUCAAACAGUGCAACAGAAUUUACAGGGUCAUCAAAUGGGACCCCAGAGCACUCAAAUUUCACAUCAGAUGGGACCCCAGAAUACACAGGUGCCACAUCAAGUUGGUCCACAAAACUCCCAGAUCCCACAUCAAAUGGGAUCUCAAAGUAAUCAACUGCAACAGCAGAUGGGAUCACAGAAUUCUGAAGUAUCACAUCAGAUUGGCUCUCAGAGCUCACAGAUGUUACAUCAGAACCCACAGAUGUCACAUCAGCUUGGAUCUCAAAACUGCCAAGUUCCACACCACAUAGGACAUCAGACCUGUCAGAUGUCUCAUAAUAUGACAACACAAAACUCCCAAAUGCAGCAUCAGAUGGCAUCUCAGAACACACAAAUCUCACAACAGACGAGAGGUCAGAACCCCCAGACAUCAAACCUGUCAGGUGCUCAGAACACCCAACUAAUACAUCACAUGGGAUCGCAGAACAUGCAAGGGUCACAUCAGAUGAUGCCUCAAAAUACUCAGUCAAAUCUUCAGAUGGGACAUCAGAAUUCUCAGAUGCCACCACAGAUGGUAUCUCAGAAUUCCCACAUGCAUCAUCAUAUAGGAUCUGUUAAUUCCCAGUUGCCUCCUCAGCUGGGGUCUCAUAAUUCACACGCAGCUCCCCAGAUGCAACCUCAGGAUGGACAACCUCCACAUCAGAUGAUGCUUCAGGAUUCCCAAAUGCCACAUCCAAUGGGGCAUCAGGACUCCCAGGUGUCACAUCAGAUGAGAGCUCAAGACACUCAGUUGCCACAUCAGAUGAGACCGCAGGAUACUCAAACAGCACACCAGGUCCUUCAGGAGUCACAGAUGACACAUCAGUUGCAGCCUCAGAACUCGCAGGUGCCAAAUCGUAUGGGACUUCAGGAACCGUGUGUGGCACAUCAUGUGGGAUCUCAGAAUUCUCAGCUGCAGCUUCAAAUGGGAUUACAGAGCUCUCAGUCUCCACAUCUCAGUGGAUCUCAGAAUGCAGAGACACCUUGUCAGACUAUGCCCCAGCACACUCAGCAGUCCCAACCUCUAGGUCCUCAGAAUUCUGUGUCAUCACAUUCAGGAGAACCACAGAACACUCAACAGCUGCAGCAUGUGGGAUCUCAAAACUCCCAGGUGCCUCAUCAGGGAGCCUGUCAGGAUUCACAGAUUUCACACAGUAUGAGUCCUGAGGACCCACAGCUGCCAUCCGAUAUUGAUUCUGAGGAUUCUCAGCUGCCAGCUCUAAUGGGACAUCAGAAUUCGAAGAUGACAUCUAAUACAGGGCCUCAUCACUCACAGAUGAUUUCAAAUAUUGAAUCUCAGUCUUCAAAGGUACCAGGAACACAGCACGGUUCUGUGGCUACACAAGUUGGGUGUCAGAAUCCUCAAACAUUAUCUCAGAGGGCAGUGCAAGAUGGGGACACCGGACCGAAGAUGACCUCACAGUUGUCUCAGGCUGCUAUUCAGAUGUCCUCUCAGCAUUCUCACAUGCAACUUUUGAUGAAUUCUCAGCAGUCUCAAAUCACACCAUUAAUGAACUGUCAACAGUCACUACAUAUUACAACCCCAGAACCUCAAAUAAGCUCUCAGGUAUCAUCACAGCAAGUACAGUUGCAACAGGUGGGAUCACAGCCAUCACAAAUGUCAUCUCACCUGAGAACACAGCAGUGCCAACUAACAGAAAUUGUUCAACAACAUUCUCAAAUAGAAUUUGAGCCAGCUCAGUUGACAUCACAGGUGGGAUCUGAUCAGUCAUGUAUUACAUCAGAGGUCAGAUCUCAACAGGAUCAGUCACUGGCCCCUAUGACAUGUCAGCAACCUGCAAAUAGUAACCAGAGAGAACUGCAGACGGAAGUCCAGGAAGGCUCCCAACAUCAUCAACAGCUUGAAACUCAGGAAGCUCCAGUGACACAGCAGACUGGAACACUGCAGAAUCGGACAACACUCGAUAUGACGAAAUGCCAGUCUCCCAGUGCAUCUCAAAUGGGAUCGCAGAUAUCUCAAGCAGACUCUCAGCUGCCUCCAGUGGAAUCAAAUAUGCACGGAAGACUAGGACAAAUUGCUUCUCACCAAUCUAAUGGAGCAACUCAGACUGGAACCCACUCUUCCCAAAUAUCACAACAAAUAACAGAAUCAGAGUCACAGAUGUUAAAACUUGCAUCACAUUCUAGCAUGAAAACUCAAUUAGAUAACCACCAGCAUAGAAUAAUAUCUGAGGCACAGCAGCACAAUCCAGUGGAAAGCCAGCAGUGCCAAAGGCAAGAACAGACAUCACCACUUAUGGGGGCAUUUGUAGAUGCUCAGCAGCCUGAAAUGACACCUCAAGCUGAGGGUCAGCAGUCCCAGGCAAGUAGUCAAAUUCUGCAGCCUCUAACAAGUCAUCAAAGAAUGGCAGAUAAUGAACACUGUACAGAAUUACCAACAGGCCAACAUUCCCAAGGAACUCAAGUAGAUACACAGAACUGUGUUAGAAACCAAAGCAACCAGACUUCGCAGUUAUGUGAAAAACCACUAGCAGAUACUCACGUUAGUCAGAUGUCACAAAUUGAAACACAUAUUUUCCAACAAACCCAGUUGGAGAGCCAAGUGAACCAGCAUCAGUACACGUGUCAGCAGUCUAACACAAACCAGCAGCAGCCUCACGUUGAGAUGCAAAUGGGGCAUCAUUCACAUAUGGGAAAUUACAUGAACCAGCAGACGUCACUGGAAAAUCUGUCUAAUUCUGAUAACCAUAUGAAUUGUCAACCAAAUCUGAAUCAGCAGUCACAGGUAGGAACACAGACAGGUCUCCAAUCACAAACUGAGUCACAAGAAGCCAUAUCUGUGGACCAGAAUACACAUUCAGUGAACCAGAAGUCUCAAGUGUGUGACAAUCAGUCCCCCACACACACCCAGCAGCAUCAAGAAGGGACUCAGACCCAGCAGCAAACUGAUCACUGUGAGCCACUUGCCGGACUGCACAUACCUCUGCAAGUGAACAGUCAGCAACAGCAGCAGCAGCCUGUGCCACCACCACCUGGCCACCCGAGUGAGGAACAAAACCAGAGGGUUAUUCAGCAGUCAGCAGUGGGCAGUCAGGUUAAUCAGUCUCAACAACAUACUGGCUCCAGCACAGAAAACAUUGUACCACCUGGGCAACAAAGUCAAGCUGUAGGCCAAUCUAGUCUGGUAACUGGAAACCAGGAAAAAUCCAUGCAGAACCAGCAAGAUGAAAAUGCACAUCACGACAAUUGUGCGACGUCUCAAUUGCACUUAAGUGGGUCAGAUUGUGAGUUGAUUAAUUUGGAAACUCAGAUACUUCAAAGUAAUCAGUUUUCAGUUCAAAAUCACAGUAAAGUAACAGAUGUAGAGAAUUUGCAGAAUGUCAUCAUAAGUGACCAUCAGAUAAGCAAUGAAAAUGGAAUUGUCACAAGCCAGGUGGGUCAGAUACAAGGUUUUAAUGAUAAAAUUACAAGUGUGCAAAACUCACAGGAAACCUCUGACAAAUUAUCCAGCAAGACUCAAGAUUGCCAGUCACAGAUAGAAUCUAUAAAAAAUCAUUCUGGAACUGAAAGUCAAGGAAAUGUUGAAAACUGUACAACUCAUUUAGAUAAUAUCGCAACAAAAAAUGCUGGUAACAGCAUUACUAAUGCACAGGAAGUUGUGGGAGACCUCGCACACAGUGUCAAUAAUGAGGCAUCAGAUGAGAGGAAAGAUAUGUCAACAAAUUUAAAUAGUAAACUUUUGCCCCCAUAUUCUGAAUGUCCAGAUCAAAGUAAUGAUUUGAAUGAUAUACAGUCACUGUAUUGUGAUCAUUCGUCUGUUGCUGGGAUAGAACAAAAUCGUCACAUAGAAGAUACCAACGCAUUGAACUCCAGUGUGCAUUCUGAAGUUAGCUGUCAUAACAGUAGUAGUAGCAGCAGUAGCAGCAGCAGCAGUAGCAGCAGUGGUACCUUAAGCAGUACAAGUCUUGACACUAAUAGCAGUAAUGGUAGUAAACUGAUACAAACUAGCACUAAUGCUGCAAAUUUUAUCGAUUUGAAGAUUUGUGAAAAUAACAGCCCUGUGUUCAAUUCGACAUCAGCAGAGCAAUCAUUUUGUGAAGAGACACUAAAACAAGAAACUAAGGAUCUGAUGUUUCCAGACUUCCACUCUACAUCUGGUAGUAUUUUCAAUCAGUUUGCAACUACACUUUCACCUACACUUUCACCUUGUGCUCAGACAUGUGAUAAAUCUUUGAAUCAGUGGGGACAGCAGAGAAAUGAUGUUUGUGAUGGAGAAAGACUGGUUGGUGGUGACACUGAGAAGCAGUCUUCCAGUUCUGAUAAGACACCCACGACAGAGAAUUCUCCCACUAUUCAAUCAUCGGAUAAAGUUGUUGACAGUAGUGGACCAAUUAAUACCCAAAGCGAAAAUAAUUGUUCACCAGUUACCAAAUGUGAAUUGAAAACUGAAUCUGAAGAAUGUUUCAGAAAUAAGAGCCCAUAUUCUGAGAUAAAGUAUAGUGAUAUGUGUUCUAAAGACAGUCUACUAAAGCAUGAAACAAUAGGGACAGAAUACUCAAAGCUCAAAAUGGAAGGUAAUAUAAAUGAAAUGAAGCAAGCAUCUGAUGAUAUUGCAACUAAACUGAAGAUUGAAAAUGAUGAUUCUCAUACUACAGUUGAUAGUUCCUCCCACAACAAAUUGCCCAUAGCAAAUACUGGUGUUUUGGAGAAAGGAAAGGAAAGUGAGAAAGGGAAUGAAAAACAAUCCAGUAACUUUGAUACUUCUUCCAAGAAGGACUGUGGUGGCGAAGGUGAGAAUAAGGAGAAGCAGAGUGAACCAACUGAAAAGUCAACGGAACCAGAAAAUGGUGAAAUUGGACCAGUCCAAGGCACAUACAUGCCAGAUGCAGCAAAAAUGACCGAGUCUGCCUUAGGAAGAAGUUUUAAAGAUGAUCCUGGCAUUCCUUAUGACUGGGCUACAGAGCUUCUGAAGAACUAUGUUCCAGGAUCUAUAGAAAGCUCAGCAAAAAUGGCAGUAUUCUUUUGCAUUCUUGAAGAAUCAAUGGCACUUGGUGAUCGUAUUUUAGUGUUCAGUCAGUCAUUAUUUACUUUAAACCUAAUUGAAGACUUCCUUCAACGAACAAAUCUUCCUGGACGGCAGGAAACUUGGGCAAGGAACUGGAACUACUACAGACUGGAUGGUAGCACAACAGCUUUGGAAAGAGAAAAACUAAUAAAUGAAUAUAAUUCGAAUCCAAACAUACACUUAUUUCUGGUUUCCACAAGAGCUGGUUCCUUAGGUAUCAACCUUGUUGGAGCCAAUAGGGUUGUAGUGUUUGAUGCAUCGUGGAAUCCAUGUCACGAUACACAGGCUGUUUGUCGUGUGUACAGAUAUGGGCAAAAGAAGCCAUGUUUUGUUUAUCGUCUUGUUAUGGAUAACUGUCUUGAGAAAAAAAUAUACGAUCGCCAGAUAAACAAACAAGGUAUGGCAGAUCGUGUAGUUGAUGAAUGUAAUCCCGAUGCCCAUUUAUCAAUUAAAGAAGUGACUAACUUGUGCUGGGAUAAUGAACAAGAUGGAGAUGUAAAAGAUUUUAGUAAAGAGAAGGACAAAUAUAUUGAUGUAGUGAUGCAAAAAAUUUUGGACAAACAUAGCAACGUACUGUCGAAGGAGCCUUUCCAGCAUGAAUCACUGUUGGUUGAUCGAAAGGAGAAGAAACUUUCCCAGGCUGAAAAGCGAUUGGCAAAGCGAAGCUAUGAAUUAGAAAAACAGGCCAACAUAAAUUAUAGCAGACCUCAGUACUCAUAUUACCAGGGAUCUGGUGGUAGCAGCUCAACAAAUUUACAAACAGGUCUCCAAAUAAGAGCAAUCCGGACUGAGGCCACAGGGGGUACUGUGCCAAAACCUGUGGCCAGUGUUCGACCAAUGCAGGCUGAAUUGAGUGGACAGCUGGAGCGUAGCCAGACGCGUUCCACGAUUUCAACAAUUAGUACUGGACGGUCACGUUGGAUUCCUGCUGAAGUGUGGCAACGGCAGGGCAUGAGUGCACAAGAAAUGACUUUGCCUUUGGAUGUUGUGAUACCCACUAAUUCACCAGAUAGAGCUUCAAUAGUCCUCAAAGCAGGCCAGAGGGUCAUGGUGCUGAAAAGCCCCAAGGGAAUUUACAUGCAGCUGGAAAAUGGAAAGAUAAUUGCAAUCCGUACUGCUUUUAAGGUUGGUGGUGCUGGAAAAGGUGCAGCUGGCCAAGAUUACAAAUCAACGGCAGCCAUGCAGGCAGAUAAAGCUGAAAUUGAAUCAAAAAUUGCAGAUAUAAAGAAAGAGGCCAACCUGGCUGCCCAAGCAAACCGUAAUGCACAAAAGGUGAGCAACGUGCUGCCCUUGAAGAACAACUCGGCCAUCACAAUCAUCCCAAAGGGUGUCAGUCCAACUGGUGGGGUUACUGGCAUUUCUGGGGUGCGAACCUCAGCUGGUAGAAGCAAAGGCUCCUGGGGAGGGGGUGGAACGGCAGGACGGGCGCGCCCAAGAACUCAGCCUGUGGCAACAGGUGAAGCGAGGCCAUAUUUCCAGCAGAAAGCAACACCUUCUGCACCAACUGCAACAGCUAAACCAUUCUUCCGUGAUGGAUCUGGAAACCGUUCCCAACAUAACAGUGGAUCUACCUGCACUCCUGCUGUGGUAACACCGGUGCUUCGUGAAAGUGGAGAAGAACCUGCCGAAGGGAGUAGCAGUACAUCCAACAGCCCGUCACCAGCACUAGAAUUACGUGGAAUGGCUGGUCCUGAUAAUCAAGAUGGCAUAUGCCGGGAACGUGAUUUGUCAUUUGGCAAUACUGGUAAAGGAAGAGUUAGUAAUACCAAUGAAAAUGCAUCUGAAAGGAAUAGUUCUAUAUCAGAGGGAGAUUUGUGGAGAUCAAGUCACGAUCAGCACAGUGACAGAAGAAACUUACCAAACAAUUCCAGUUCAGAUGAUGUUAGGAAAACGGCACCACAAGAUAUUAGCACAAAUGGUGCUGGCUUCCUUUCAUUUGCCACAGAUAACAAUAAACCCAAUAGUAAUCAGAUUGGAGAACAAUCAGUACGGAAGCAAAAAGAUGAUGGCCACUGUAAUGCUGUUAGUACAAAAGCACAGAGAGAAGAGCAUGGUACACACACUGGCACUUUAGAGCACAAUGAUGAAAGAUUCCGUGCUUCCUUUCCAGCCAACUCCACCCCUCAAAUCAGCAGGCAAAGGGAGGAUUAUAAUAUGCAAAGACAGUCGCAAGACCGGGAAUUUAGUGAAGCUCUUGGAAUUCAGAAAGGUAUGACAGUUAGAACAGCAAGAGGUGAUGAUCAGUUUGAAUCAACAUUGAAUUCAAAUGAGAUUUUGGAAUUAGGGAGGCAGAGAGAAGACCUUGAUAUUCAGAAAACCAGCCAAAGCUCAGAGUGCUUUAGUGAAACUGCAGAACUUCAUAGAGCAUUUACGGAAAGAGGAAAAAAAGAUGAUAGAUUGCUAAAUGCAAUAAGUGCUUGCGAUGCUCUGCAAGUAGGUAGAAGAAAAGAAGAUCAGUAUGUGAAUAAAAGAAAUCAGGAUAGUGGAUGUUUCAGUGACUCUAUUGAACUUACGAAGUCCUUUGCAGAGAGCAUGAGAAAAGAAAGUGAAGUUUUUUCAGGCACAAUAAACACCAGUGCUAGUUCACAAGUGGGAAUGAGUUCUUUUAAAAACUAUGAAAGUACAUUUACUGCAGCACAAAGACCCAUUGAGACAAAGGAAAGAGAUACAACUUUAGAUAGCAGUAUACAAUCUGUCAUGUCUGAAACACUUGCAAAAAGCUUCCGUACAGAGCAAAUGAGAUCAUCUCUAGGCUUUCAGCCACAGUUAGAGGAACAAUCUGGUAUGUGUUCUGGACAGGAAAGAAGUAGAAGCUCUUCAUGCCAUUCAGGAGAAUCUUCUCAUAAAAAUCACAUGCAAAAUAGUCUUAUUGAAAACUUCAACGAAAUUGGAUCUCAGAGUUCCCAUUCUACAACUUACCAGAGUGAGUGCAAAUCCAAAGAAAGUGAAUGUGAUGACAGAGAACUGAAGAAAGAUAGAGUAGAAUAUGUAUGUGGGAAGCAACCACAGAGUAAGCAGUUUACAACAAACUUCCCAAGUAGUACACAAAUUCUGGGGGAUAACAGCCCACCUAAUAAAAAAAUUAGAGUGUCAAAAUCUGUCCAGAGGAAUAUCUCUGAAUGCACAGGCAGUUACGAACCUGAAAUUCAAAUGCAGAUGAGACCUUAUGGAAACAACCAACAACAUAUGGGAACAAGUACAAAUUUCGCUUCCAGUUUGCUGACUGAUAGACAGACAGGCUCCCUAAGUAUUUCAAAACAGAGAUACCAAAACAGUGAACAUUUAAGGCCUGAGUACAGUGCAGCUGACUCAACAAAACCUGACAGUACUGACAGUAUCAAGUCUAGUUAUCAGCAACACCAACCUGACUCAUCAAAGUCCAAUUUUCAUAAUACGGAUUCAGCUAAAGCAAAUUACUCAGUGCCUAGUCAACUAAAAUCCAUGUAUCAUGGCACAGAACACUCUAAAUCAAAUUAUCAAGGCCAUGAGAUGAAGAAACCUGUAUUCAAGCAGUUGGCAUCACCUAAAAUGUCUUAUUCACAUGGGGAUGCAUCAAAAUCCAACUUUCAGCAAGACAUUAACAAGCAAAAUUUCCAGUCAUCAGAGCAAACUAGACAGAAUUAUAGUUCUUCAGAAACAAAAUCUACAUAUCAAACAUUAGAUGCCUCAAAAUCCUCACAGGAUGUCCAAACAUAUAAUAGUGCACCUUAUGGGCAGUAUCUCGGAAGUCAGUCAUACUAUGGAGGUCAGCAACAAGCAUCAUCAGUGAACGUCAACCAGUUUGGGGGUUCAUUUGGUGAUGACAACAGAUUUGAUCGAACUAUUCAAAAUGCUCAACAGGGCGUGAAGGAUAACACUUUACGAGACAGGCCGUCACCUGCUGGACAAAUGCAGCACAUGUCUGGACGUGCAAGUCAUACCCAGCAAACACCAGUAUCAACAAUUCGUAAAGAUCAAGAGAUUAGAGAUUCAAAACGUGACAUGAAGCAGUCACCAUCGUCUACGGUAGAUGACGCUCGCAGUCCGGGUGCUGCUAGUGGCACACGAAGCGGCAACAACAGUGCUCGUUCAACACCUGCUCCAGAAAUGACACCGUCAUAUGCUAAUGCUGGUACAACAACAACACCAAUGCCUCCUGCACAAGGUUCUGUAGUAUCGGCAGCAACUCAAAAUUUUCAACCGUACAGCGGUCACCAAAAUCCGUAUGAAGCAUAUCCGGGGACAGCAAAUUGUCGUUAUAGUGGUCCAGCAACUACUCCUGAUCCAUUUGGCUAUGCAACUACAGGAUUAAGGCCUAGUGGGCCUUCGUCAACUUACGGAGGACCGGGAACGACAUAUACUGGGUAUCCUGCCACUCGCUAUGGCGCCACAGAUUAUACCAGUGCAUCUGCGUACAGUGCAUUUCACCGACCAGAGCCUCAGCGCUUUCCUACUGAUAUGGGUCCAACAUUCCCAGCACCACCACCUCCACAACCACCACAGCCAUCCACAUUUGCUCUUGGCACUCAUCAGCGUGCUACAGGAUCUGACACUGCAAGUACUGCCAGUGGGUUCUACACGCAGAAUGUUUAUGGACCAACCACGUAUGGCCCACGGCCGAGCUAUCCUGGCCCGGAUCCUGCAUACUAUGGAGGACCUGCCACACCUGGUUUUGGUCCCUUUCUCAACCACCAUCUCCACCAGCAUCCAUAUGCUACGAUGCAGCCUCCUCCUACUGGCACACAAGGCCCAGGAACGGGCUCAACACACUGAAAUUCGAUUGCAAUGAAGUUAAAAAUGUCAAGCCUGGAGCUGAUUGAUUGGGAUAUGGUGGAUUACACAGUGAUGUAGAGUGUGGGACUUUGGAAAUUUGUUGAGUAUAGUGUGUAUAACAAAAAACGUUAGUGAUGGCAUCAAACAUUGCUGCUAAGAAUCAUGUAAUUUUCUAUUUUUCAUCCCCAUUAUCAUUUGAUAGCUAAAAUCCUCUCUGAAGGAAUGAAGCAAACCCCCACCGAAAUAUGUGAAAUAAUUUCUAUUUGAUGUUCACCAGAUUUUAUGUUAUUUGGUCUUUCUUCACUAUCUGAUGAUACCUGUUAGUAGAAGCAAAGCAAGUAAAUAAAAAUGGUAUAGACUGAGAGCAGCUAACAGUUCAGCAGAAUCUUGUGGUUGGUGCAUGAUUGUGACUGCAAAAAACUGUGAAAUAGUACAAACAUUUUAGUGAAUCUUUUGUACAAAUUAUUAUUAUAAGAGCAAAUGUGAAAAAAAAAUAAUGUCCUGACAGUGGGUACCGAACACUUUGAAUAGCUUGCAAGUUAAAAAGAGAAAGCUGUAUUGUAUUGUAUAAAUGUGUAAUAUUUUAUGUAAUUAUGAGAGAUGAUUCAUGCUGGACAGGUCUUGGGAAAAGCUGUAAAUGUAAUCUCUUAGUAAACAAAGACAUUUCAAGGUGGCAACUGGUAUGCGAAUUAUCACAGAUACGAAGUGUGUGAGUGACUCUUUAUGACUAAUGUUAAUGCUAUCUUUUUGCCAGAACUCAUUGCUUCAUUUAGCUUUCAGAACUACUUAGGCAACAAGUUGACAAAUUCUUGCUCUUCAAGCAGAUACACAAAACUAAAAUUCUGUGCAAUUAAUAUGAUGGUAAGAUGAAUAUUGGUAAAAAGUUUGGAAUGUAUUAAUACAACAAAUGAAAAAAUAUUUGUAAUUAAAGACAACCAGAGAUUUGUAGUAGGGGUGCUAAUACUUCAGAAAACAUUGUUUCUGAAUAAACAAAAUAUCUGUGUUACCAGACUCAUCGAAGUCUGGGCUGUAAUAUACAAAAUACCUGUAUUACCAGUCUCAUCAAAAUCUGGGCUGUAAACCUGAUCCAAAAACGAUGGUUCAUUCCCGAUUGAUCUGGCUCAUUUGUUGUGGGAAGUGUGAAAUUUUCAAAUUAACCUAUUUAUUAAUUUGCUGCACUUAUUGCUCUUAAAAUCCUAAAUUUAUACCAUAUGUGUCCAUUUUGGAUGAAAGUGUUCACAAAAUCAGUCGUAAUGACAGUUCUUCUACAGAUACAUUCAGAUAGCCCAGAUCUAGCAAAAUAUGCUGUGUCAACUGUGGUGUUAUGAACGAACAUUUAGUCAAUUGGAUCUUAUAAGUGUGGUGUAUUUAUUUAAACCUCCACUGCUGAAUGUUAUUUAAAUUAAGGAAAUGUAUAUACAAAAACAAAACAAAAUACUUCAGUACAGUUAUGCAUAAAUCAGUAUAGAAAUAAAAAGUGUGUGGCAUAGCAUAUUAGCACAGCUCGAUUGUGAUUACUCCCUCUUCCCUUUUUCUGCUUUGUCUUUGCUUCCUAAAAUAAUAAUUAUGUGUCAUUAUGUUUGUUAAUACUUGUCACUGCUUCCAAAUCUUUCACACAACCUUCAUUUUUUGUGCUCCAAAUUUUGUUACUCUGAUAUCUUAAUUUUUCAUCACCACUAACAUCAUGAAUAUUGUAAUCUUUAUUAUAUACACUUAUAUUUUUAUUCUACUCAUUUCUUAAUUAUCUUUUCCUCCACUUCAUUACAUCUCACUGCUCAUAUCUCAUCAGCAAGUUCACAGUUAUUCAAUCUGAUAUUGUAUUAUCAGUGUUCCUUUCAUUUUACUCCUUUCCUCUGCUGCAUGUCCUGAGCUUUUCUUCUUUAUCUGUAUUUCUCAGUUACCUGCCACCACUUUCUUACCUUCAGACAACACUUAACCUGCAUCUGUGGAAGUGGGACAAUUUGGUUCUGAAAGCACGUAGUUGAGUGAGUAUUUAAAAGUGUAUCAGUCAGCCAGGACCUUUGGAUUGUAUUUCGUAUGUACAGCUAUUUUGACAUGCUGUUGUUGUUAGUAUUUUUAGACCUUCAUACUUUACAUUCUUGUUCAUAUUGUAUUAAUAUGCUGCCAGUUUUGUUGUAGUUUGAAUUGAUGUGGCAUAUUUCCAUUUGGAUAUCAGUUCACAGUUUAUAUCUUGUUACCGAAGAACACCUUUCUGCCUUUUACGGAAGAUCAUUACAUAUAAAAGCAGUGGAGGGUGUAAUGCAGAACAGAAUGAAUAGCUGAAAACUAGAAAUUUUGUAAAACUAUUUGAUGUCACAACGGAGUAGGCAAUUAUCUAGAAAUUUUCUGUGGUGCAAAUAUUAAGUUAAUUAUACAUUUAAGGUGUUUGUAAAUUCAUUUGUGAAUAAAAGCUACAAGGCAUAGAGAUUCUGGUUAUAGAUUAAUGUACUAAAUGGAAGAUGUUUGUUGUAAAAAUUCUCAUGUCCAGUUAAACAAUACCAUGGCAGAUAUAAAUGUAACUGAAAAGUGCAAGAGUCUAAGUAUGCAAGAGUCUUAAGUAUGGAAGGAAUAUGUUUAAGUAUUAUUAGAUAUCUAAGUGCAUUUAAUGGACAUUUACUGAAAUAGUAUUUAAAUUUUUUACCCUAUUUGUUAUGCCCAUAUGUGUAUGGACAGUGUGUGUGUUUGUUUUGUUUUGUGUGUGUGUGUGUGUGUGUGUGUGUGUGUGUGUGUGUGUGAGAGGGAGAGAGAGAGAGAGAGAGAGAGAGAGAGAGAGAGAGAGAGAAUGUGGCUGAAGGUAAAUUAUGAAAACUAUCCUGUGUUCUUAGACUAUAGAUUACAGUCAUAUCAUGGAAAACAGAGGAUUUAUUGGAUUGAUAUGAAAUACUGUAGCAUCUAUUGCUUCACUGGGAAGAUAUUUUAAGACAAGAAAUGUUUAUAUACGAUAUUACAUUGAUAAAAUGCCAAAGACGAGAACAGUCAUGCAAUAUAAGCUACCUUUUCCUUUUUUCUGCAGUAUGUCCCUCCUAAGAGAUGUGUGGUGCCAUUUUCCUUAUUUGCAGUUUAAUUUCUGUUAUGUCUAAGUUUGUUCACCCAGAAACAUCCAUUUUGACAGAAAAUGUGAGUUAGUUUAUCAUUAUACACAAAGAGUUGUCCAAAUUGAUAGCAGAUUUGCUGUAUCACCAGAGCAGCCUUGGAUUAAUGUUGUACAAUGUUAACUAUAAAGGUAUUUAUUGGUAGUGAUACAAAAAACAAGGAGAAACAUUUGCGUUUCCAGCAGCAACUGCAUAAGACAGCUGUGCUGCACCAUGCUGAGUUUGCAGUCCCAUUACGCCACUGAGCUGUGCCAUGGUGUCAGCAGCUGAAUUCUUGUGAUGCUGCAGAAGCUUAUUGUUCUUCUGUUUUGUUGACUUCCAUCAUAUAUUCGUUAACUGAAUUUAGCUCCAGACCAAUUUGAGGUUACUGUAUAAUUUGGACACUUAAUGGUGCAGUGCAGACGACAAAUGGUGCAGUGCAGACGACAAUUGUUAUAAAAGAAACGGAAAUCAAAUUUUGUGUUACCACUUGCAUCACAUGAAAUACCUGAUUAACAAGUUUUGUUUGGGCUGUUCCACUUACACCACAAAACAAUUUGAAAAUACGUUCAGAAAUGGCAGAGAGGAGUGUGCUGACAAUUUUUGUUAGGGACAUGCAGCAUAAAGCUGUCAGAGUCUUGAUUAGUUCCUUGCAUGACACACCAAGAUGUGUUUUAUUCUGAGAUUUUUGUGCAAGUUGUGUGUUUAAAAUAAGUGUUCUGUGUUUUAUUACUUUAUUUUCAUUGAACUGUUGAUUAUAAACAAAAGUACUUGAUUACCAUUGAUAACUAAAUAUGUCAGCAUAUUUGAAGCACUCUCCUUCUGCAUUACUGCACUGUCGAUGUCUGUGGAUGCACUGAGGAACUCAUAUAAAAUGAUAGAACCUUCUUUGACAAGCAAAAGGUUUCCUGCUCACUUGCAGUUUCACACACUGUUGCCCACUUAUGUGAUGAUGAUUGAGAGAUCUGAAUCCUUGCUUCACUUAAACACUUCAUGUUGGUUUUGUGGAUGUAAUGUAGCACAUAUUGAAGCUGACCAACACUCUCAAUGAAGUAAGAAUCAUACAAGUUUCACUGCAAAUUUCUUAAUAUUUAAAUAUGAAAGACUAAUAUAUGACUUUAUGCUGCAAGAUCCAGGCCUUGAUCGUUUCCUGUGUUGUCAGCGCUGUUUUCUUCCAUUGGUUCUCACUGGGUGAAAUAGCCCCUUUUUAUGCAAAAUGCAUAACACAUAUAUGAACAAAAGCUGCCCUUUGUUACACUGUGACCACUCUCCUUUCCUCCUUUGUGAAUGCCAAAUCCAUGUUCUACAUGGGUACACGUUUUAUUCAAAGCUUUCGUUGCUAAAAUUGUGUUCAAAGCAAAAUGUUGUAGGUUUAUUGCUUCUUAUUGCUGUUUAUUCUUAAUUAUUUCCCAGGACACGCUCAAGAUCUCUUCAAAUGUUGGGUAGUGUUAGUGCAGUGGAACUUAUUACAUUUUUUGAGACAAAGGUGUCCACGGCAGUAAAACAGCAUCCUGAACUAUCUGACAAACUGCAGACAGUAACCAAAGAUACACAGAACAAAAGAAAUUACAACCUUAACAAUAGCUGUGAUUCCUGCUUAAGAUUAUCAGUUUACAAGACGAAAUAAAAUUGGUAUUGUUUUUAAUAAUCAGUUUAUUUUAGUUUAUUAAUGUGAAAAAUGCCAUUCAGUCAAGAUAUGAGGAAAAGUUAAUGUUUCAUAGUUUGCAGAUUAUGCCACAGGAGAAAUUAGUAUUCAUUGGCUGGGUUGCAUUUGAAAACAUUUGAUCUAUAUGCGGUUUGCUCUCUUCUUUGGCACAAGAUUAAUGAUAUUUGACUAUACAUUCAAGGCACGUUAGUUAAUUGUUGAAUGAAUUCUGUUUGUAUUUCCAUCCCAGAUUUGUUUGUUACUUUGCAAAAUGAUUUAUGAAUCAAAAUAUAGUUCACACACUACUUUCUCAUUUAAUGAAUCAGCUGUAUAAUGUUGUUACUGAAUGUUGUAUAUCAUCUGACAGUUGGUAACAUACUGUGUGGACUUCAUUUCACUGCUCUCUGAAAAGGACUUUGUUAAGCUAUGUAUAAGCACUUUGACUGCUUUUCUUUUUGUGAAGAUUCAUAAUUUGAUGUUCAUUUGAGCUGUAUAACUGUAAUGUAUAUUCCACUGGACUUUCAUAAUUUACAAACCUGUGUGUUCACUUGAUGAUAGAAUGAAAUUUUAAUUGUUUAAGUAUUUGUUUGUGAAGAUAAUUCCAUUAAUUACUCCUAAAAUGUAUAUAAUGUAGGUAGCUCACUGUAAUCUUUGUUUAGUCAUAGAAAAACCUGAAAUAUAGCUAUCUGCACUUA